Solanum dulcamara is the source of this 1430-nucleotide messenger RNA. RefSeq names its product extensin-2-like. The record is from RefSeq and is a predicted model, not a curated record. The coding region runs from base 54 to 1358 and encodes 434 amino acids. NCBI's taxonomy places the organism in Eukaryota, Viridiplantae, Streptophyta, Magnoliopsida, Solanales, Solanaceae. The transcript has a single exon.
CACAAGACAGAGAAGAAACAUAACCAUCUAGCCUAAGAAUUCAAAUAUUCUCAAUGGGUAGCCAAAUGAAGAAGCAAUGGCCUCAAUUUGCUUGUGCAUUGGCAUUUUUCUUGAUUGGCACAUGCACUGUGGCAUAUUCACCCUCUUAUGAAUCACCAACUACAACAUACAAUAAAGUACCACAAUUGUCAAAAAACGACUACAAUGUACCCUCUAUGCCUAAACAGGAAUACCGGACUCUUUCUUUGCCAAAGAAUGACUACUACAAGAAGUCAUUAGUUCCAGAAGAUAACUACAAGAAGGAGUCAUCUGUUCCAAAAGAUAACGACUAUAAGGUACCCUCGGUGCCUAAAGAGGAAUAUAAGGCGCCGACUUUACCAAAAAAUGACUACUACAAGAAGCCAUCGAUUCCAGAAAAUAACUACAAAAGGGUGGCAUUUGUUCCAAAAGAUAACGGCUACAAGGUACCUUUAGUGCCUCAAAAGGAAUAUAAGGUGUCAUCGUUGCCAAAGAAUGACUACUACAAGAAGCCAUCCGUUCCAGAAGAUAACUAUAAGAAGGUGCCAUCUGUUCCAAAAGAUAAUGACUACAAGAUACCGUCAGCACCUAAACAAGAAAACAAGGUGCCCUCAAUGCCAAAACAGGAAUACAAAGUGUCAUCUUUGACAAAGAAUGACUACUACAAGAAAUCAUCGGUUCCAGAAGAUAACUACAAGAAGGUGUCAUCAGUUCCCAAAGAUAACGACCAUAAGGUACCAUCAAUGCCUAAACAGGAAUACAAGGUGUCUUCUUUGCCCAAGAAUAACUACUACAAGAAGCCAUUAGUUUCAGAAGAUAAUUACAAUAAGGUGUCAUUUGUUCCAAAAGAUAAUGACUACAAGGUACCCUCAAUGCCUGAAAAGGAAUAUAAGGCGCCAUCCUUUCCAAAGAACGACUACUACAAGAAGCCAUCAAUUCCAGAAGAUAACUCCAAGAAGCCGUCAAUUCUAGAAGACAACUACAAGGUGUCAUCCGUUCCAAAAGAUAACGACUAUAAAGUACCCUCAGUGUCUAAACAGGAAUACAAGGUGCCUUCUUUGCCCAAGAACGACUACUAUAAGAAGCCAUCAGUUCCAGAAGAUAACUACAAGAAGGUGUCAUUUGUUCCAAAAGAUAACGACUAUAAGGUACCCUCAAUGCCUAAAUCAGAGUACAAGGUGCCAUCUUUACCAAAAAAUGACUACUUCAAGAAACCGUCACCUUCUCCUCCACCACGUUACUACUAUAAUUCACCCCCUCCUCCUUCACCAUCACCACCACCUCCUUACUAUCAUCAGUCAUCUUCAAUUCCUUCUCCAUCACCACCACCUCCAUAUUAAACUCUCUCUUUCAUGUCAUGUUUCCCUUCUCUCCAGUAUAACGUAAUCCUAAGAUAUAUCUCUCCUUAUGAG